Drosophila obscura is the source of this 1302-nucleotide messenger RNA. Its product is annotated as fructose-bisphosphate aldolase. The transcript is spliced from 3 exons. The record is from RefSeq and is a predicted model, not a curated record. The coding region runs from base 90 to 1184 and encodes 364 amino acids. Lineage: Eukaryota; Metazoa; Arthropoda; Insecta; Diptera; Drosophilidae. Gene Ontology annotation, molecular function: fructose-bisphosphate aldolase activity. Gene Ontology annotation, cellular component: cytosol. Gene Ontology annotation, biological process: glycolytic process; fructose 1,6-bisphosphate metabolic process.
GUCACUGUUGAAGCAUUGCCCCCAGCUUGUGCUCUGUGAGCUAUUUCCAAAUUUCUUUUCGGCACAAUCAAAAUUUUCCGGCUAACAAAAUGACGACCCACUUCUUUUACCCCGACAAGGAGCUGCAGGAGGAGCUCACCUGCAUAGCCAAGGGUUUGGUGGCACCCGGCAAGGGUAUCCUGGCCGUGGACGAGUCCAGCUCGCAGAUGGGCAAGCGUCUCCAGUUGAUUGGGGUGGAGAACACAGAGGAGAAUCGUCGCACGUAUCGUCAGCUCUUGUUCACGGCCGAUGCAAAGAUAGCCGAGAAUAUAUCGGGCGUCAUAUUCCCACCCGAAUCGCUGCACCAGAAAACAGACGACAGCGUACCCUUUGCCGAGGUGCUGCGCAAGAAGGGCAUCCUGACGGGCAUCAAGGUGGACAAGCAGUUUGUGCCGCUCUUCGGCUCGGAGGAGGAGUUCACUACCCAGGGUCUGGACGAUCUGGCCGCCCGCUGCUCUCAGUUCAAGAAGGAGGGCUGCAGCUUCGCCAAGUGGCGCUGUGUCCUCAAGAUAACCAAAAAUACGCCAUCCCACCAGGCCAUUCUCGAGAAUGCCAAUGUGCUGGCACGCUAUGCAGCCACCUGCCAAUCGCAGGGCCUCGUUCCAAUUAUCAAUCCCGAUAUCCUGGCCAUUGGCGAGCACGAUCUGGACCGGUGCCAGAAGGUCGCCGAAACCGUUUUGGCUGCCGUCUACAAGUCCCUCAACGAUCAUCACAUCUUCCUGGAGGGCAGUCUGCUGCAGCCCAGCAUUGUGACGCCCGGACUGCAGAGCAAUAAAACCAAUUCACCAGCGGAAAUAGGUCUGUCCACAGUACUCGCCAUACGUCGCACAGUGCCACCUGCAGUCCCUGGUGUCAUGUUCUGUUCGGGCAAUCAAUCGGAGGAGGAGGCGACUAUCAAUCUGAAUGCCAUCAACAAUGUGCCACUGUGCAAGCCCUGGGCCAUGACCUUCGCCUUCGAUAGGGCACUGCAGUCGUCGGUGCUGCGCACCUGGGGCGGUCGCAAGGACAAUAUCGGCAAUGCCCAAAACGAGCUGAUCAAGCGUUGUAAGGCCAACAGUUUGGCCAGCAUUGGCAAGUACAUACCUGGCUCUGUGGAAAGCUCUGCGGCUACGGAAAAACUCGUCCUUGAUGCUAUUGAAUACUAAAUUAAGGAUCAACUGCAACUACUGCAAAUUUUUGGCUAUAAACAGAAAUACAAAUUAAAUUCGAUCAAGGAAAUUUGCGCCCUAAGUAAAGCAUAAAUAAAGGCUAACCUAAAGGCAA